This is a messenger RNA of Theileria equi strain WA, 1347 nucleotides long. RefSeq lists its product as hypothetical. Lineage: Eukaryota; Apicomplexa; Aconoidasida; Piroplasmida; Theileriidae. Bases 1 to 1347 code for a protein of 448 amino acids. The record is from RefSeq and is a predicted model, not a curated record. The transcript has 2 exons.
AUGCUGGUCAUUGGUCUGCUGGCACUGACACAUGCAGUGGAUCCAGAACCUUCAGCAAGAGAUGAGCUCAUUAAAAUCAAGAAAAAGUUGGAGAAAAACUCGGAACACCUCUCUACAGUUAUCAAUAGAAGGGAGACGCUCUCUAAAAUGGUUAAAGAAGUGACCAACUUAACCAGGGGAAUCCUUUUGAGAUCCGGGGCUGAGAAUCCCUGGGAAACUCAAGAGAUUGAACGGGUAGAAAAUGACAUUUCUAAAACACUGAUAAAUACACGUCUUAGAGUUUCCCGUACCAGUCACGAGGUAAAAGCUAUGCUUGUAGAGAUUGAAAAUGCUCUGAACAGCAAUGCCGAGGAUAUCAUCAUGAGAACUACAAACAAGGCAAAGCAAUUUCUGGAUCGUAAUAAUACUGUUUUGGAAAGAAUUGAGAAGGAUAGACAUAUUCUGAAUUACAAAUUCAGACUAAUGCGCUGGCUGGAGACCUUGACAAAGUCAAAUGCUGACAAGAGAGAUUGGUAUCCACGGAAGCCAGUCUACAGUGAAUCCAAAGAACUGACUAUAAAUGACAUUUGUGACAUAUUAUUCGAUCCGGAGAUAUCCAUUUCCCAGAAGCAACUGGAGAAGGUACCUGGGACCCUCAAAACUACCCUGGAUGAUGAUCUAAAGGAGAUGAAUUUCAUAAAGGAAAAGUAUGAGAAUACGAUGGACAGGGCAAAGAGGAUAGAGGCUGAAUCUCUUGACAUUGUCAAUAAUGCACCAAGCACUGCACUUGAAAGAGUCCACAAGCAGAUUGCAGGGCAGUAUUAUGAGCUCAAGUUACGAAGGGCUGCACUGUCUCUGCACAACUCCAAUGCCUGUCCAUUCAAUCAUGCGGUAUAUGCGCUUGAACAUGUUCUUGAUGAAAUGAAGGAGCUACUCGAGAGAGUUAGAAAGGAGUCUGCUGUUGCUCAAAAUGGGCCUGAUGACAAGGUAAUCUCAAGGCACAAUGCCCCUGAAACUCAAACUGCCCCUCUACGAGACGGUCCAGAGAAGGUGAAUAAUGGUGAUGAUGAUUCUGGAAGCGGAAAAGAUGAUGAAGAUGGCGACAAAGGAGACGAUGAAGAGGAUGAACCAGAGGCUGAUCAGGAUAAUGAAGAGGACAAAGAAGAUGAGGAUGGUAAAGAGAAUGAAAAGGGAGCAAUAGCCAAGAUUCUCAAGGGUAUUAACCAGGCAAAUGAGCGGGCAGGCGAUCCAGACAAGAGUCUUGAAAAUGAGGCAGAUUUAUCAAUGCUCCCGGAACUCGAGAAUGGAAUGCAUACAAGAGGAAUUUACUUGGUCACAUUCAUUAUCCUUUAUCACCUGUCAUGGUGA